AUGUCGGCCGAAGACCCCCAGCGGACCAGUGCUGGGUCAGCACGCUCAAGCAGUGGCCGAUCACGCCAGAAUCCGCAACAGCAGCUCUCGACCAUCGAGAAAUCCGUCACCCACCUCCUCGUCGCAACCAAGCAGCUCCUGGAAACCCUGACCAUGUGGUCUCGCGGCAGCGCCCACGAAUCCGAGGUCAGCGACGUCUACGUCCGAUUAGGCUACGAGUUCAACAUAGCGUGUCGAGCUUUCAAUGCCAUUGGCGUGGACACGGGCGAUUUAGGACCAGUACCGGAUCUGCUGAGGUCCAUCUUGGAGGAUACACUGAGUCAGGAAGCGAGCCAGGCGAGUCUGGACAGGUUUCUGCCGCGCAUAAGAGAUAUCAUCAUUAAUUUGCUGCAUGGGUUGAAGAAGAAACAGCAGAGGUUGCGACAGAAGAAUGCUGCGGGAGGGAGUACGAGUGGGGAUGUGCGACCGCCGAGGCAGGCUAGUACGGCGAGCAAUAUGAGUGUGGAGAGUAGUCUGACGCAGCAGCUGGAAGAUAUCCCAAACAGGCAGUCGAGCAGCAGAUCGUUCGCGCAGAGGCAAGGAAGCGGUGAUAUGGGCCGACCUGAUUUACCUCCUCGCACGACCAGCACAACCGGUGGACGAUCUUCACCACGCCGAGCACAAUUGAGCCCGCAGAACAGCAUGCACGAGGCCAUCAACAGAGACAUCAUGGCAUCUUCGAACUCGGACUCUUCGCUUUCCAGCAACACCAUGCAGAAUAUCCCAGUCAUCGCACCAUAUCCCGAGACUGACACCAUACCCACAAACUCUGGUUACGAGCCGGGAGAAGCAUCGCCAGAUCCGCCACGACCGCCACCCAAGCAGAAUGAUGCGCUUACCGCUUUGCAACGAGGUGGCGAUUUGGAGCGCAGAGCCUCACGCAGAUUCUCGGCCUAUCAGAUACAGAAGCAUCUUGGUGGUACUAUGAAUGGCACUGGAAUCAUCCCACCAGCACAGCACUCGCCAUUGCCGAAUAGAGGUCGGGAUGUACGCGAGUCGAUGAGCGCCGUUCGAUCGAGAGCAAGUGUGCAUAACCGAGCACGAUCACGACAUGAGAAAGCCUACGAACCGUCGCCGAACCGAUCGAAUGAUGUGAGGAGGAUAUCGGAAGAGCCCUCUGAGCUACCUGCGUUGCCGACACCUUCUGCGCCGUCUCUGCCACCACCUAGCACUAAUAAUGACCCGUUGGACAGUCCGAUGGUCAAGACGCCAGAAGAUAAGCUUGGCGAGUAUCCUUUCCCGAGAGGUCGGGAGUCGCAUAAGCUCGAGGCAACCCUCAAUGGAGCUAUGGAUGAGCCUUUUGUCGAUCAUCAAAGCUUCACACCUAUAGAGACGAAGGCGGAACGAGAACCAGAGAAAGCUGGCCCACGUGCCGCAAGAUAUGAUACGCCACCACACUCGCAAUUCAUUCCUGACGGAUCACCUCAAGCUGGGAAAGAGCUCACGCUUUUCUUGCAGUAUAAGAGCAAGAUCAAGCGAUAUGUACUCGACGGUGGCGAGCUUAGCAUCCCCCGACUUCAACUCGCGUUUAUUGAAAAGUUCGCCUGGAAUACUCACAACAAUGGUGUCGAUCUGCCGGAGAUUUACAUCCAGGAUUCGGUGUCUGGAGUACGAUACGAGCUCGAUGGCGUGAACGAUAUCAAGGACCGAAGUGUCCUAGUCCUCAACGUCGAGCAACUAGAUGAAGUAAAACGACACAUCGACGACGGCAUCGGCGGUCUACGCCGCAUCGUCGAGGGCAUCAAAGCCGGAAUGGAAGACCAACAAUCCGCCCUCAAACUCGUCAGCGACCGCCAACAGGACACCGCGAAAGAACUAGCCGGUAUCGCCGCCUUACCACAAACCCCCACCACCACCACAAUCCCCUCCCGAACCGCCUCCGGCGCAAGCCACACCCGCAGCAUCUCCGUCAAAGACAAAUCCACCCAACUAGAAGAAGUCCGCACACUCCGCCGCGACCUCGCCGUCGUGCGUCAAACCUACAAUUCCUUCGUCUCCGACAUGAACGCCUCCAUGACCACCAUCCGCUCCAAAGCGACCAAUGUGAAGAAAGCCGCCGCGGCCGCCACAGUCCCGGAUCUCGAUAGCAACACCGGCCGCGCCUACGUCAACAAAGGCAAAACCCAACUCUCGGCCGACAGCGAAAAAAUCGUCAAUCGCGUCGACGACCUGCAAGAUCUCGUCGAGGACCUCCGCAAGGAUGUCGUGACCCGCGGUGUGCGCCCCUUACCCCGGCAACUCGAGAGCGUGAGUAAAGAUGUCAGUCACGCUACAUCUGAACUCAAAAAGCUGCAGGAGUUCCUGCGGAAGGAGAAGCCGGUGUGGACGAAGAUCUGGGAGAAGGAGUUGCAGGUUGUGUGUGAUGAGCGGGAAUUAUUGACGAUGCAGGAGGAGUUGGCGGCGGAUUUGGAAGAUGAUUUGGAGAAGGCGGCUGUGACGUUUGGGUUGGUGGAGCAGGCUACUAAGCAGCAGAAUUUGCAUAAACCGGAUGGAGUGAAUCCGGUGGGUUUGCAGGGGGAUGGGUCGCGGUCGAGUUCGAGGAAUCUGAAGCCGCUCAAUUUGGAUUUUGGGGCGGGCGGGAGGGAUCCGAAGAUGGCGCAUGAUGGUGUUUUGGGGGAGGUGAGGGCGCUGGAGCCGAACCAUGAGGAUCGGUUGGAGGCGAUUGAGCGGGCGGAGAAGGCGAGGCAGCGGGAGUUGGAAAGUAGGAAGGAAGGGGAGUUUCAGAGGGAACUGGGGUCUUUUGUUGAAGAAGGGAAGUUGAAGAAAAGUGGGGGGGUGGAGGAGGUGGAGCGGUUGAGGAAGUCGAGGGAGGAGGCUACGAGGAGGGAGGUUCAUCGGAAUUUGGUUGAGAGGGAGAGGGUUAAGGCUGAGAAGGCGGCGGAGAAGGCGGCGGUGGGUGCUGCGGAGAGUGCUGGGGUUGGUGCGCUUUCGGUCCCGGGACGAGAUGAAAGGGAGAGGGAGAGCAGUGAUGGGGAGGGGUUUGUGGAUGCUAAGGAGGAUGUUGGCACGCCUAGUGGUAGGGAGUCUGGUCCUUGA
This is a messenger RNA of Recurvomyces mirabilis, 3075 nucleotides long. RefSeq names its product Bud site selection protein 6 (gene BUD6). Gene Ontology annotation, cellular component: cell tip; cytoplasm. Gene Ontology annotation, biological process: establishment of cell polarity. The transcript has 2 exons. Gene Ontology annotation, molecular function: cytoskeletal regulatory protein binding. NCBI's taxonomy places the organism in Eukaryota, Fungi, Ascomycota, Dothideomycetes, Mycosphaerellales, Teratosphaeriaceae. The coding region runs from base 1 to 3075 and encodes 1024 amino acids. The record is from RefSeq and is a predicted model, not a curated record.